GAGAAGCGAAACUUCUUGAAUCUGAUUAAUGUUCGGAGUAUAAAACUUACGGUCAAUUAAAAUUCACAGAUGAUAUUUGUUUCCGUAAGACGUAUUUCUUAAUAGAAAAUGGAUUCAUUUGGAACAUUAGACGUCAAAUGGGCACAGGGUUACAAUGGCUCACAGGCAAGCUUUGUCAAUAAGAACACACUCUGUCAUUUGUGUGGAAACAACAUCAAGUUCAUUGACAUCACCAAUAACAAGGAGACCGUCUUUCCGUCUCCUGGAGAUGGAGUCGGCGCCCUCGCUGUCAACGGAACGCAGCAUCUGAUAGCCUUCUCGGAGAUGUGCCUCAAUCCAAGGAUCUUUGUCUAUUCCUAUCCAUCUCUCGUCAAGAGAGCUGAGUGCAAAGGGGGAGCAAAGUUGGAAUACUCAGCCAUAGCUCUCUCCUACACACAUCCAUAUAUGGUGAGCUGCUCAGGGAUUCCAGAGUUCUCUGUAUUUCUAUGGAAUUGGGAGACUGGACAGCUGUUGUGUACGGAGAUGAUGAAUGGCUUGACUGCUACUCAGGUAUCCUUCAACCCAACAGACUGGCAUAAGCUGUGUGUAGUAGGACCUAAACAGCUCUGUGUAUGGACCAUUGAACAAGCUGAUACCAUGUAUCAUAUGACUUCAAGCAAAUUCACCCUACCCUAUGAGAACGGUCCUGAUGCUACCACGCCCCACCCCCGUCUACCAAGCCGAGCCGCCUCUCAAUACACCAGUAUCCCCUAUGACCUGGAGCUAGAUGACGCAGCUGUGGCUGGGCUGGUGGGUGAUCUCGCUGUGGACUUUGAUGCAGGUAUCUUUGAUGAGAAUAGCAAAAAGGUGAUCCCUGCAUCUCAUUGCUGGACGCCUACUGGAGAUCUGUUCUGCGGCUGCCAGGAGGGACAGCUCCUGAAGGUGGAUACAGAGCUGAACCACAUCAAAACCCUUGCCCGACCUACCGCCAGCACUACCAGUCUAAGGAGAGAGGUCUCCCUGCUCAGCACACUGGACAAGCGCAUGCCUAGUAUGCCUGAAGAUGGUGAAGACAGGUCUGUAAACCCUGGUUCUGUUCUAACGGAGGGAAGCAUGGCUGCGCUGGCCCUGCACCGGGACGGUCUGUUCUGUGGAGGAGAUGACGGGAUCCUUCGAUGCCUGGAUAUCACCAAGAAUGUGGUCCAGGUCCAAGAUAGCUUCACCGUGGGCUGUCCAAUCUCAUCACUAGGCUGGUCUACUGACUACACCAAGCUGGCCGUCGGUAGCUCCAAGGGCUCAAUUUACAUGUAUGACCAAUCCAACCCUGGAACGGCUGAACCUGUGCUGGAGUCUCACUUUGGUAACUUUGUGGGUGUGUCCGUACUGGCUCCUGGUACCACGCACUGUGCGUCCGUGAGAGAGAAUGGAGAAGUACAGAUCUGGAGCUUGGAAGACUGUCAGGUCAUUGGAAGUGUCUCUAUCAACACAACUGCAUCAUGCAUUGCGGCAAGUCCAUCUUCAAGCACGAUUGCUGUAGGUACACUGUCCGGUCAUAUCUGCUUUGUGGAUGCAUCACGCAUGGAGCAGCCUCGUUUGGUCAAGAAGCAUCAUGUCCAUCGACUGCCGGUCAAUCACAUCAACUAUGACACGGAGGGACGCUUUGUAUUCUCAGCUGGGGAGGAUGGGCAUAUCAUCACCACCGAUGCGAGACCUUCGACCGAAUUCAAGAUCCUUGCACAGACUCCUGUGACUGGUAAUGUCUUCAGCAUUGCUACCAGUGUAGAUGAGAAACGAGGACCAGUCAAGGUGGUAGCUAUCAUCAAUACCGACCCCUCUAUCAAUACCGGUGCAGACAAGCUUGUGGCUUUUGAUGUUCCUGGAAACUUAGCAGAUGACUUACCUAACAUCCUUGCCAGUCCCAACUGUGACUUCAAAGAGGAUGUAGUGAAGAAGAUGGUGUUGACUCUACCCAAGCAUGCUAUGAGUGUUGCUGUAGGGGCUGGUGGUGAAGUCUACACCCUGUCUAUCAGCAAACAGAUCCAGAAGAUGACUCUACCCAAAGACCCUCCAAAGCAGAACAAUGUUCAAGCCUGUCAGCUCCAGUCUGAAGCCGACUACCCAGUCCAUGACCUGGCCGGGGGCACCCUACUCCUCUCCUAUCACAAACGCUGGCUCCUCUCUGCCUCCCCCGACGGUAAGAUGACCAUCCGAGAUACAGACGCAAUGGAGAGCCCGUUUAAUGUCCACUGCCAUAGCUUCCAGACUGGUGGCAUCUAUAGGAUGUGCUUGACCCAAGAUGCCACUCAGAUAGUAACCACAGGGGCUCAGGAUGGUACCAUGACGUGCUAUGCAUGGAACUUCAACUCCAUGGGUAAGACCAAGGCAAACUCUGCCAUUGAGGCAGCACGCUCCCAUAAGUCAAUGCUCCAGGCUGUGCGCAAACGAGAGGAUGAAGUUCUUCAGUCCAUGAGAGACUGGUCUCCUCAUUCUAUGGUGGGUUCCAGGACAGCAUCUCAUGAGCUCAUCAGUACAUCCAAUGAGAGUAUGACAAUUGAGAAGGCGAUUGAAUCUGAUCAGAUCUACAUGACUCCAACCCCUACCUUGUUUGGGGAUCCAGCCUGGAUGGAUGUCAAAGAAUUAGAGGCUCUGCAUGAUGAGGACAAACAGUAUGCUACUGUCAAGAAAGAUUUGAGAGGAGAGAUCAGAGAUCUUCGUAGGACGAUCCAAGACAUGAUGAAAGUAAAUGAAAUACUCCCUGACAUUGAGAUGUUAGGUCAAGAUGAGUUUAAUCUGGACACUGAAGAACAGCGUAGACUUCAGGCUGAGGGAGAGGGCCAAGUACAACAGAUCCGUGAAGAGAUGGAGCUUGAGGACCUAGCUAAGAUGUACAUGAGAGAGACCAUUAAGAAUGAAUGCUGGGAUUCUAUGAUCAACAAAGGACGAAGCAUUAAGGCCUUCCACUUCCCUCUGGAUGUGAGCAACUACCCGAUGAGAGAGAGAAGCAAGAAGGAGAAAGAGGAUUUAGAAUUUGUCACCAACGUGAGGCGCAUUGAGGUCGCUGAGAUGGCUGCAAGGAAGGAAAUCAUUGAGCUUGGAGCCAGUACAUCUGGUGAGAAUGAGGAAGGAGACGAGGAGUCUGAAGAAGGAGAAGCUGCAGGGGAUCCAGCAGCUAUCACCGGCUCCUUGGGAGCUCAGUACGGUGGAGCCAAUGAUCUCUUCUACAGUCAGUUUGAGCUACAUACCAGGCAGCAGAAAAACAACCAAAUUGUGCUACUUCAGGAUGCAAUCUAUCGCAUCAAGCAGACCUACAACAAGAUCUUUGAUGAGGUUUACAAGCAGCGAGAGCAGGAGAUUGCUCGCAUCGAGGAGAAGAAUGUCCGUAUCACCAAGAUUCUAUCUGAUCUAACCAGUAAUGAGAAGAUCUGGCAGCCGGGCAUGGAUGCUGAUGAGAAACCUGAGAAACUACUCACUGUAGAAGAUUCAGAGGUUUCUGGAGAGAAGUUUGUGAGUGCUGAUCAGAAAGCUAAGAUGGAAGAAGAAGCUAAGCUAGAAGAAGAGAAGAAGCUGGCUGCCAAGGGAGAUAAUGCAAGGGAGAGGGCUCUGGAUAUGAUGAUGGGUGGGGUGCUGGAGAUCAAGAAAGAGGAUGAACUCAAGAAGGAUAUUCCAAUACCUAUCUUCAUGACAGUGAAGGGGUCUGAUGAAUGGAGUGAUGAAGAGAAGAAGAUCGCAGUGGAGUUUGAGAAGAGGGUCAAGGAGCUCAGUGAAGAGAGGGAGAAAUAUAAGAAGACCCUUGAGGCAGAGCUGAAGAAGCUUCAGACCAUCAUUGCAGACACCACAGCUAACUUUGAUGAGAAGCUCAUGACUCUCUUUGCUAAGAAGGUCAAGACAGAGCUGGCUAUAUUUCAGGAGGAACUGAAGAUCCUUCGUCUGAGUCGAGUGUUGAUGGUAGAGGAUGAGCUUGAUGCGAGAGAGGAAGAGUUAACAAGACUUCUCAAUGCUAAGAGAUCACUCAAGGCAUCUAGUGUGACAUCCAUGGCCCAAGCCAAGAAGCAGGUUGAGCAGUACCGUGAUACCUAUGACAUCAGGGUCGCUGAGGAUAAGGUCAUGGAGAAGAACUUCCGCAAGGAGUUCCAUGAUGUCCAUCCGGUGCUCGUUGAUCAGCUCUUCAAGCUCUACAGGCGUAGACCAAGAGGUCAGAAGCAUGCACGAAAGGGCUCCCCAACCACUGAGACGCCUGUCCAGGCUGCGGCCAAUCCUUAUGGAGAACGCCCCCUAUCUGCUCGUCAACCUCACACCACGGCGUCAAUGGUGAGGGCUCUGGAGGAACUCAAUGAUGAGAGUCAUAUGCCAGAGGGCAUUGAACCUCACACCUGGAAGCACAUGUGUGACCUCCGCACAGCAAAGGUCAUCGGUGAGCAAGAGGUGAAAGCCCAUGCUCUGACUCUAGCUGAUAUGAAUGGCUACUUACAGCGACGUCAGGAAGAAGAUGAGAGACUGCGGGGUGACAUCGAUGAUCUGCUGGAAUCUCUCAAUAGGCUGCGUGAGGAACGUCUGAGAUUCACCUGUAACCUGGAGGUACAGCUAGUCCUGAAGCAAGGUCAGGUGGAGAUCAAUGUGGAUGACUUCAUCUCAGACUUUGAUGACAGCGUGCUGCUUCAUCGUAGUGUGGUGGAAGAUCUCAAUGCCAGUAUUAGGCAACUUGGAGAGCUGAAGAUCACGGCGAUGAAAGAGAGUAAAGACUUCAGAAAGGGUAUCCACAUCUUAGAAUGGGAGCAUAAGAAGAUGAUAAUGCAAAUAGAAGAUUUACUGGAGAAAGCCAAACUCAUUCAGAUGUUAAAAGUGUCAAGAGAACUGCAAGGGUUUCUUCAUAAUGAGGAUCUUGAAGGGAAGAAGCAGCAGCAGAUACAAACCUUAGAACACACACUGGAAAACCAGAGAGGACAUCAUGACAAGACUGUAGGUGAGAGGAAACAGACCAUCACUAAACUGAAGCAUGUCAUCCGUCAAAAACAACAUGACAACUCCACACUGGACAGAGAACUAGAAGAAAUGACUGUCAUGGUCUCCGAGAGAAAACACAUCAAUAAUGUCAACGCUGCGGCAAGAAGCGAUACAGGUUCUGCCAAGCGGAUGCAGGACAUUGUCCAGAGACGGAAGCUGGUUGACCUUGCCAAGGCGCAGGCCCAAGAGGUCGCUGUCCUCAGAGCGGAGGUGGAGAGACUCCGUAUGCGUACCUUCCCUGCACUGGUACAGGUCGAGCGCUAGAUCCUCCAGAAGUCAGGGGUCAAGGGUCAGACAUAUGACAUUUUAUGUUUUUCUUCACAUUUCCACAAUUUGCAUUCGUAUGUCUCUGUACUAUUACAAGUUGACAAUCUGAUUUCACAGGGGGUCUAGGUUCAUGAUUCAUAUUGGACUGUUUAUUUCCUUUGGAUUUUGUUCUACCUUUCAUUCUAUGUUUUCUACACUGGUGCACUUGGAGGGCCAGAUCUUAAGGGGGUCAACGUUCAAGGGUCAUAUACAUUGCUUCCCCCCCCCCCCCCAGUUUUCAGUUAGUCAAGUCAAGUGCCUUUCAGAAUGGCAGGGUACGUUUAGGGGAAGUCAUCACAAUACCAAUAAGAAGACUGGACAGAAUUUCAAACAAUAUCACAUUGCAACCUUUAUGUGCGGGUAAUACUAUGACAAUUUUAUUAUUGUGACAAAUCUGACAAAUUUGCCGUUAUAUUCAUGAAAUAUGUGAAAUGGUAUUUGUUAGAAAACCUAUAGUGCUGUUUGCAACCAGUAUGAGAUAAAGUACAUAUGUCGUUGGUUGCAUGAAUUUCUUAUUUCACACAAACUUCUGGACUUUGAAAGUAACUGUUUUCGCUAACGUUUGUUCACUGUUUUUAAGAAAGAAAUAUGUGAAGUAAUAUUUCUUCUGACGAAUGAAACAAUAUGUACAGAAAACCUUUGAAAAUUAUAACUGGAUUUUGACUAAUGAUAGUUGGUAACAGAUGGUCAUUCUGAAAUACAAAUACUUUUGUAAAAAAAAGAGUGAUUAAGUUAAUUUGCAGCUAUCCACAAAGUAUAGCAAAACAUUACUUGAUUAUAUACCAGGCUUACCUUCUAUUUUGUUAAAUCAUUCUGUUAUUCUUUACCACAACGCUGGAACAUUUUAGAAAAAUGCCUUAAAAGAGCCUGCUGUGUGGAAGGAACCAUAACAUCUAUCUAAAUCUAUGUAUAUAAGUUCUUGCACAUAGUGUGAUUAGUAUUUUGGUUAUUGCUUAUCAUAAUCAACCCCAUUUUAUAUACUAUUUAAAAAAUGAAGUAUAUGUCUGUCCAUAUUCCACUCCGUCCUUGACUAUUGUAAAUAGAGACAAUAUUGUAUUGUUUUGUUUUAAUAUUAUUACAAAUAUGUUCAUUAAAUAAUAUAAACAUAUAGAGCUGUCAUAUUUUAUAAAUAUCUUAUUUUGAGAAUUGACAUUCCUUUCAAUUCACAUUCAUCAAAAUUUCAGAAUGUAAUAUAUUAUUGAUCCUAUAUCAGAAAAUUUGUCUAAGUAUAUCUAAAAAUAUUUGUUAUAUUUGUUAGUAGUACAUGUAUGCAAUCUUAUUGAAGUGUUUUGGUUUCAAUAAAAUUUGUUUGCUUUUGGCACAUUGAAA
This is a messenger RNA of Strongylocentrotus purpuratus (purple sea urchin), 6615 nucleotides long. RefSeq names its product cilia- and flagella-associated protein 43 (gene cfap43). The coding region runs from base 109 to 5244 and encodes 1711 amino acids. Lineage: Eukaryota; Metazoa; Echinodermata; Echinoidea; Camarodonta; Strongylocentrotidae. Gene Ontology annotation, cellular component: axoneme. Gene Ontology annotation, molecular function: protein binding. The record is from RefSeq and is a predicted model, not a curated record. Gene Ontology annotation, biological process: cilium assembly. The transcript is spliced from 35 exons.